AACGCCGGGAGUGAGCUGGGGCCCGCGGGAGAGCAGCCGCUUUCUCCCCGGCGGGGGCUGGGUCUCCAUCAGCUCCGGCAGGUUAAGGCAUUCUCCGAGCGAGGUGGGCGGGUGGGCGGUGCUGCCGGGCAGGGGCUUGCCGGUGGAGGAGCCCGCCGGUGGAGGAGCGCGGCGUUUCGGUGGCGGAAAUCGCUGUAUAGAAGGCUACCUCAGAUUUUGAUAAGCAGGCAUGGCUGUCACGCUGCAUACUGAUGUGGGGGAUAUUAAAAUUGAACUAUUCUGUGAGCGUACUCCAAAGACUUGUGAAAAUUUCCUGGCUCUUUGUGCUAGUAACUACUACAAUGGAUGCGUAUUUCACCGAAAUAUAAAGGGCUUCAUGGUUCAGACAGGGGAUCCAUUAGGCACUGGGAAAGGAGGUAACAGCAUCUGGGGCAAGAAGUUUGAAGAUGAAUUCAGUGAAUAUCUAAAGCACAGUGUCCGUGGGGUAGUUUCCAUGGCAAACAAUGGUCCCAACACCAAUGGAUCACAGUUUUUCAUCACUUAUGGCAAACAGCCACACCUGGACAUGAAGUACACGGUGUUUGGAAAAGUUAUUGAUGGCUUGGAGACCCUGGAUGAGCUGGAGAAGCUGCCUGUGAAUGAGAAAACCUAUCGACCUCUUAAUGAUGUUCGCAUUAAAGACAUUACAAUUCAUGCCAACCCUUUUGCUCUGUAGCCACAGAAUGCUGCAACACAUUCUUCAGAGUCUGGUCAGAUAAUUCCCAGAUUAUAGGGUUUAAAGAGCCAUCAAAAAGGGUAACUUCAUCUGGAUCAUAUCUUUGCUUAUUGAAUGCAGAAUUUUCAGGGGCUUUAACAUUGUUUGGGAGUUGUCACAGAGAAGUCUUCUGCUUCAGAAGCCAGGUUUUCCAGAGUAUCUUCUAGCAUUUUGAUUUUUAAGCAUUGUUUUUUAUACUUGUACAAUAAAAAUUUAAUUUUUUUUCCUAA
Pyrgilauda ruficollis (rufous-necked snowfinch) is the source of this 984-nucleotide messenger RNA. RefSeq names its product peptidylprolyl isomerase like 3 (gene PPIL3). NCBI's taxonomy places the organism in Eukaryota, Metazoa, Chordata, Aves, Passeriformes, Passeridae. The transcript has 7 exons. Gene Ontology annotation, cellular component: catalytic step 2 spliceosome. The record is from RefSeq and is a predicted model, not a curated record. Gene Ontology annotation, biological process: protein folding; protein peptidyl-prolyl isomerization. The coding region runs from base 230 to 715 and encodes 161 amino acids. Gene Ontology annotation, molecular function: peptidyl-prolyl cis-trans isomerase activity.